UCGAGAGGAGGGGGAGAUCACGUUUGACAAAAGCAAUCUUGUAUCUGACGGAACCAAUUUGGACAGUGUGAACAUAAACAACGCCAGCUCGUGUUGCGGAAGCGGAGUGGGAUCUUGGAAGCUAAACUCAAGAGCGGAUUUAAGCACCACGGCGCGACACGAGAAGCGGGGGGAGAGCAAAGAGUGGGACUUAAUUGUUGGAGGCUAGCUAGCUAGCGCUGCCUCUCCUUUUAUUAUUUUUUUUAAAGCGGCGAUUAGCGGGCACCGCCGGGCUAUAUGGCUACGAAUUACGAGCCGAUCUACGGGCUGUCAGAAGAUGAGCAUGAAACCAGAGUGUUGCGGGUUAAGGUCAUCGCGGGAAUUGAUCUGGCCAAGAAAGACAUCAUUGGAGCCAGCGACCCCUACGUCAAACUCUCCCUCUAUGUCACGGACGAAACCCGGGAGCUUGCCUUGGUUCAGACAAAAACGAUAAAAAAGACGCUCAAUCCCAAAUGGAAUGAGGAAUUCUACUUCAGAGUGUGUCCACAGAAUCACAGGCUUCUCUUUGAGGUGUUCGAUGAAAACAGAUUGCGUUCUGAUGGAGCAAGUAAUGAGGAUUCCAGUGGCCAUGCUGAUGAUGUCCCGCCACCCUGCUAUACUCCUCCCGGACCUGCGCCUACGUAUGCCGAAGCGUCUGGUCAAGCAGAUGUUCCGCGACAACCACCUCCUCCAUACUGCGGCGCAGAUUCUCCUAACUCGCAAAUGUUUGUGACCGAGCCUAACUUUCCAAAUCGAAGGGUUUUUAGCAUCGGUUCAAAUGGUCAUAAUGUCUACAGCAGAGGCCAGCCAGGUAUCGGUGUCGGUGGCAUUCGUAUUCGGAGGAACUCAACCGAUGGUGCCGACAUACGGCAUCUUAGAAUUUUACCUUAUGGUCAUUCUGGUUGGACUGUCCAGCAGCAGUCCCCUGCUUCUAAUAGUGGAACUCAGCGACUUGUGUUUCAGCUCCAGCAAAACCAGAAUCAAGAUCUGAACCAGUGCAAGCAGCAGUCGGGUUCACCCCAGGAGGAGCACACCAACGCUGAAUUUAUUAGGUCAAGCAGUGGCCGUGUUGUCCGUUACCCCAGAAUUAGACUGGAAAGAGGUUCAUCUCCACGUUUGUUAGAGAAUGCACCAGACAACGUUCUCGAUAGCCAGACAGCUGGUACAGACAGCCAACCGAUAGAAGAGUGUCUAAGAAUGGACACAAGAGCUAAUGGUUGUACUUUUAAAAUCAGUGGCGAUACCCCUCCAAGGCAGCCCCAUCUCAAGAUUUACUUCACCCCCGGUGGAGCUGGAGAUCAGGAUGUGAUACUUGGCGAUGAUUCAGCAACAAAUAAUCCCAAGACCAGAGAUGAUUUCUUGGGACAAGUGGACGUUCCUCUCAGUCAUUUGCCGACGGAGGACCCCGCUAUGGAGCGUCCCUACACAUUUAAGGACUUCCUGUUGCGGCCCAGGAGUCAUAAAUCCAGGGUAAAGGGUUACCUGCGUCUGAAGAUGGCCUACCUGCCCAAACAAGGAGGACAUGAGGAGGAAGCUGGAGAAAUGAGGGAGGAGGCAGAGGGGUGGGAUGAGUCCGUGGAUUCGGGCUCGCAACGCCCCCAGCAGCUGCUGCCGCCGUUGCCUGCAGGCUGGGAAGAGAAGGUGGACAACCUGGGGCGCACCUACUACGUCAACCACAACAACCGUUCCACGCAGUGGAAACGGCCCUCCAACAUGGAUGUGAUUUCGGAAACGGAGAGCGACAAUCGCCAGCGUCAGAUCCACCAAGAGGCACAUCGUGUUUUCCGUUCAAGACGCCACAUCAGCGAGGACCUGGAGAACGAGCACAUGGAGCCACGGGAAGUUACUGACAAUUCCUGGGAGCUGAUAACAGAGGAAGAACCUAAUGAUAACCUGGCCCAGUCCCAUCCUGGCACAUCCUCCGUGCUGACCCCACAGCCUCCGCCGACACCUGUCUCCCAGGAGUUCUCAGACGAUUUGAGCAUGAGGCUGUCUUUCACCCCCAACACCAACGGCGAAGUGCCCGGGCCUAGCUCGGUUCUGACCCAGUUGUCAAACCGACUGCGCUCUUCCAGUAUGACGGAUGGCGUUAGCGAUCAGGCGCAGCCUCCUCCUCUUGCGCAGCGUUCCCAUUCCAGAAGAACCAGAGCUCAAACAGUCUCAGGUGGUGAGGAUAUUACGUCUCCCACAGCGACCCCAUUCAACCUGACCACCCCGGGCCUGCCCCCUGGAUGGGAGGAGCGGAAGGACGCCAAGGGAAGAACUUAUUACGUCAACCAUAACACCCGCACCACUACCUGGACUAGGCCAAUUGUGCAGGUACAGCAGCUGACUGAAGAUGGAGCCAGCACCUCAGCGGCGGCGGCAUCACCGUCGGGAGCAACCGCCGCCCUGGCACCCGCACCCUCUCCCUCCUCCAAUGCCUCCUCUAAUGCCUCCAACAACCACCUCCAUGAGCCCCAAGUCCGACGACCUCGUAGUCUCAGCUCCCCCACUGUCACCCUCUCUACCCCCUUGGAGGGGGUCAACAACAUCCCGGCACGGCGUGCAGUGAAGGACACCUUCUCCAACCCUCAGUCCCCGCAGCCGUCGCCCUACAGCUCACCCAAGUCUCAGCACAAGGCCCAUCAAAGCUUCCUGCCACCAGGCUGGGAGAUGAGGAUAGCCCCUAACGGACGGCCUUUCUUCAUCGACCACAACAGCCGAACCACCACCUGGGAAGAUCCCAGGUUGAAGUAUCCGGUCCAUAUGAGGAAUAAGAACUCCAUGGAACCCGGUGAACUCGGCCCUCUUCCUCACCUACCAGUGGAGCCCGGGUGGGAAGAGCGAAUUCACACAGAUGGACGUACCUUCUACAUUGACCACAAUACGAAGAACACGCAGUGGGAGGACCCUCGCCUUCAGAGUCCUGCUAUCACGGGACCGGCUGUUCCAUAUUCCCGAGAGUUCAAACAAAAGUAUGACUACUUUCGGAAGAAACUGAAGAAACCGGCUGACAUCCCCAACCGAUUUGAGAUGAAACUUCACCGCAACAACAUCUUCGAGGAGUCGUACCGUCGGAUCAUGUCGCUCAAAAAGCCCGACGUUCUGAAAGCGCGUCUGUGGAUCGAGUUCGAGUCAGAGAAGGGCCUGGACUACGGCGGCGUGGCCCGCGAGUGGUUCUUCCUCUUGUCCAAGGAGAUGUUCAACCCCUACUACGGCCUCUUCGAAUACUCUGCCACAGACAACUACACCCUACAGAUCAACCCCAACUCUGGCCUGUGUAAUGAGGACCACCUCUCCUAUUUUAAGUUUAUCGGACGUGUGGCGGGAAUGGCCGUGUUUCACGGGAAGCUGCUGGAUGGCUUCUUCAUCCGACCGUUCUACAAGAUGAUGCUGGGUAAACAGAUCUCCCUGAAGGACAUGGAGUCUGUGGACAGUGAAUACUACAACUCCCUCAAGUGGAUCCUGGAGAACGAUCCCACGGAGCUCGACCUGCGGUUUUGUAUUGACGAGGACAACUUCGGACAGACGUACCAGGUGGACCUCAAGCCCAGCGGCUCGGACAUGGUGGUCACCAAUGAAAACAAGAAGGAAUACAUCGAUCUGGUCAUCCAGUGGAGGUUUGUCAAUCGGGUGCAGAAGCAAAUGAAUGCCUUCCUGGAGGGCUUCACCGAGUUGAUCCAAAUAGAUCUGAUCAAGAUCUUUGAUGAAAACGAGCUGGAGUUGCUCAUGUGCGGCCUGGGCGAUGUCGACGUCAACGACUGGCGGCAGCACACAGUUUACAAGAAUGGCUACUGUCCCAACCACCCGGUCAUCCAGUGGUUCUGGAAGGUUGUCCUAUUGAUGGAUGCCGAAAAGAGGAUCCGACUCCUCCAGUUCGUUACAGGAACGUCGCGGGUGCCCAUGAAUGGCUUCGCUGAGCUUUAUGGUUCAAAUGGUCCUCAGUUGUUCACUAUCGAGCAGUGGGGAACGCCGGAUAAACUGCCCAGAGCCCACACAUGUUUCAACCGCUUGGACCUUCCCACCUACGACUCCUUCGAGGACUUGCGGGAGAAGUUGCUCAUGGCUGUGGAGAAUGCGCAGGGCUUUGAAGGAGUUGACUAAACGGGAAGCCUCCGAAAGAAAAAAAAAACGGCAUCAAAACCAACCUCCCGAUUUAUCGGAAUUAACAAACGGGAAAUACAACAAAAAGCGUCCAAACUGGCUGUUGUAGCAUGCGGUUAGCCAACGCCUGACUGUUAGCCACACCCAACUGUACAGCGAGUCGACAUGCCUACUGCGUUUUUCAACGUGGGGAUACAUUAGCGGGCGUGGCCCCCCCAACAGGGAAGGGAGAGUAUUUAAUCCCCUGGCAUGAGCAUGAAAUACCAUCCCGUCACCACGACAUCCUGUGGAAGCACUACUACUAACUACUACUAACAUUUCACCACGCUAACUAGCGCUGCAGCCGAGGCCUUAACACGGCCCCCAACACCGGAUUACCUUAGCGAUCCAACUAGCCAAUUACACUUCAGGAAAUUUGCCACACUCCUUCUCCUAUGUUGCCACAGGAGCCUUUUUGUCAAUUUACGGGAUGUGAGAUAUAUAUAUAUAUAUAUAUAUAUAUAUAUAUAUAUAUAUAUAUAUAUAGAGAGAGAGAGUUGUUUUUUGUUUGCUUUUUUUAAAUCAUUGGUAUGAUUCCUUCAGGAAAUAUGACGUCUUUGUACUGAUGUUUACUAUUUUGACAAUUCUCAACGAUCACGCCAAGUGCAAAUGGAAAAAAAAAAACUCCAUAUCAUUUGUUACGUGAUGAAUAGCAAAUUUGUUAAAUAAAUAAAAUGUUUCUUCUA
Phycodurus eques (leafy seadragon) is the source of this 4829-nucleotide messenger RNA. It is a transcript of the gene nedd4l, whose product is annotated as NEDD4 like E3 ubiquitin protein ligase. Gene Ontology annotation, biological process: regulation of dendrite morphogenesis; ubiquitin-dependent protein catabolic process. The coding region runs from base 277 to 4104 and encodes 1275 amino acids. Lineage: Eukaryota; Metazoa; Chordata; Actinopteri; Syngnathiformes; Syngnathidae. The transcript has 33 exons. The record is from RefSeq and is a predicted model, not a curated record. Gene Ontology annotation, molecular function: ubiquitin protein ligase activity; protein binding; sodium channel inhibitor activity.